This is a messenger RNA of Octodon degus (degu), 710 nucleotides long. It is a transcript of the gene Ap1s3, whose product is annotated as adaptor related protein complex 1 sigma 3 subunit. The transcript has 6 exons. The record is from RefSeq and is a predicted model, not a curated record. Gene Ontology annotation, biological process: vesicle-mediated transport; intracellular protein transport. Bases 176 to 640 code for a protein of 154 amino acids. Gene Ontology annotation, molecular function: clathrin-cargo adaptor activity. Lineage: Eukaryota; Metazoa; Chordata; Mammalia; Rodentia; Octodontidae. Gene Ontology annotation, cellular component: intracellular membrane-bounded organelle; membrane coat; AP-1 adaptor complex.
GAGAGCAGGGGUGGGAGGAGCGGAGGGAGGAGUCAGGGAACUUUCCUUUUGGGGCAUUGUGGGAAGCAGCCAUGGUCUGAGCGGCGCGCACCUGCCAGCCCCGCGGGCUUCUGCGCUGUGCUCCGGCCUUCGAGCCCCGCGUCCUGCCGGCAGAGACGGCGGCGGCCCGGCCACCAUGAUACAAUUCAUCUUGCUCUUCAGUCGGCAAGGGAAACUGCGGCUGCAGAAAUGGUACACCACCCUCCCCGACAAAGAAAGAAAAAGGAUCACCAGGGAAAUCAUUCAGAUCGUUCUCUCUCGGGGCUACAGGACCAGCAGUUUUAUUGACUGGAAGGAGCUGAAACUUGUUUAUAAAAGGUAUGCUAGUUUAUAUUUUUGCUGUGCAAUAGAAAACCAAGACAAUGAGCUCUUGACACUAGAGAUUGUGCAUCGGUAUGUGGAGUUGCUGGACAAAUACUUUGGAAAUGUCUGCGAGCUGGAUAUUAUCUUUAAUUUUGAAAAGGCAUAUUUUAUCCUUGAUGAGUUUAUAAUAGGUGGGGAAGUUCAAGAAACAUCUAAGAAAACUGCUGUGAAGGCCAUUGAAGAAUCUGACAUGCUACAGGAGACGAUGGAAGAAUAUAUGAACAAACCCACAUUUUAGCCAUGCGUCUACUUGAGGACUCAGUGCUCUGAGCUGUGCACUAUGAAGAAACAACACCCUGUAUCCAGUC